AUGGCGGUGCUGGAAGAAGUACCGGACGCCGAGCUGGCCGAGAUCCGGCGGCGUGUCAAGAUUCCUCGCGCGCCGAAGAACAAGAAGAUUCCACUUGCAAAGCCCUCUACCACUUCAACGGGGCAGAAGCCGCUGGUCGACCUGUCGCUGGACGACUUGAAGGCUGCCGGCGUGCAGUUCACGGAACUGCCUGAUGGCGAGCAGUUUGUGGAGGAGGACUCGGCAGACGAGGCCGACGACGAGGACGACCCCAAGACGGACGAGGAGCGCGCUCUCGAAGCAUGGUGGGACGAGUUCUUCGACUCGAUGAUCUACACCGUGCCCUUCUCCUUCCUCUUCCUCAUGCUUGACAUCUACGACAACCACCCCGACAAGAAGCACUAUGCGCAGAACUACUUUGUCGCGCUCAUCACCAUCGGCAUGAUCGUCUUCUACAGUGAGUUUGGCCAGCUCUCCGUCAAGGGAGGUGAGCUAAUGACAGCAUUACGGCACGCCUCGAACGAGUACAUGCGCGCAGGCAUGCUCCUUGCGUCCAUCGUGUGCGGCUCCCGUCUCAUCUGGAUGGUGAACAAGGCGGGGUGGUUGGACGUUAUCCAGCAGGCGCCGGCGCUUGGCACAAUCUGGAUCAUCACGAUUGUCCAGCUUCCACUGCUCCGCGCCCUCAUCGGUCUCGCCGUCGUCUCGGCCUGGGGAUACUGGGCCGAUAUGAAGCUCACUCCUUAA
This is a messenger RNA of Trichosporon asahii var. asahii CBS 2479, 723 nucleotides long. RefSeq lists its product as uncharacterized. Bases 1 to 723 code for a protein of 240 amino acids. The record is from RefSeq and is a predicted model, not a curated record. NCBI's taxonomy places the organism in Eukaryota, Fungi, Basidiomycota, Tremellomycetes, Trichosporonales, Trichosporonaceae. The transcript is spliced from 3 exons.